Messenger RNA from Fusarium keratoplasticum, 897 nucleotides. RefSeq lists its product as uncharacterized. The transcript is spliced from 2 exons. NCBI's taxonomy places the organism in Eukaryota, Fungi, Ascomycota, Sordariomycetes, Hypocreales, Nectriaceae. The coding region runs from base 1 to 897 and encodes 298 amino acids. The record is from RefSeq and is a predicted model, not a curated record.
AUGUCUUCAACUCCUCUUCGCAUCGGCUUCGUGCCAGAGCACUUCUCGACUCCCCUCUAUUUUGCUCAGAAGCACUUUGGUCUCGAUGCCACUCUGAUUCCCUUUCCUUCCGGCACUGGCCACAUGGUCACUGCCAUCCGCGCCGGAGAGAUUGACGUUGCUAUUGGUUUGACUGAGGGCUGGAUUGCCGGUCUUGGCAAGGAGGGUGUUGAGGGCGAUGGCGGAUACCGUCUGGUUGGCACCUAUGUUGAAACUCCCCUCUGCUGGGCCAUCUCCACGGGAGCAAAGCGUCCCGAGAUUACAUCCGUCGGCUCUCUCAGCGGCCGCAAGAUCGGUGUCUCCCGGAUCGGCUCCGGCAGCUACGUGAUGGGCUUCGUCCUCGCUGACCAGCAAGGCUGGCUCACCCCCGGCGCAGCAGAGAAGCCCUUCUCCGAGACGGUGGUGCUCAAUAACUUUGAGAACCUCCGCAACGCUGUCAACAGCGGCGAGGCCGACUUCUUCAUGUGGGAGCACUUCACCUCCAAGAAGUUCUACGACUCUGGAGAGAUCCGUCGCGUCGGCGAGAUCUAUACCCCCUGGAGCAGCUGGAAGAUUGUCGCCUCCACGAAGCUGACCCAGGGUGGCCUGGACGCCCGUGUGAGCGACCUCUUUGGGAAGCUGGACCAGGGCAUUGCCCACUUCAACGCCAACCAGGAGGAGGCUGUCGCCUACAUCUCGAGCAGCCUGGGUUACACCGAGCCUGAUGCUCGCGAGUGGCUCAAGACGGUCAAGUUCCCGACCAAGACUGAAGGUGUGGCGGAUGAGGUGGUCCAGAACUGUGUUUCCAUCUUGAGAAAGGCUGGAGUUCUCGCCAAGGGCAAGGGCAUGGAACCUGAAACCAUGGUUUUCAAGUCAUGA